AUGAGCAACGGAGGCACUCAAUACGAAUGGGCCAAAACCAUUCCGUGCAGAAACAUAAAAAUACAUGGCUUUUGCAAAUGGGAGAAAAAAGGCUGUUCCUUCAACCACGACGAUCCCUCCAAGAAAAAUGGAAGCGAGGUCAAAUCCACUCCGCAGGCCGUGAAGCCAAUAUCAGAACCAAUGUCUGCAUCGACCACGCUAUCCUCAGACAGCUUUUUGGGAGCCAAGGCCGGCGUCACGCCUUCCAAGCCGAGUAUUCUUGGCUCCUCACCUUUGGCAGUGCAAUCCGAUACAGCGGAUUCCGGGGCGCGCAAGAAGUUCAACAUCGAUACUCCUUCGUUCACGCCGACAGGAUCGCUUGUAAACAAGUUUGCUGACCUAUCGUCGAAGCUGGACGACAUCCCCAGCUUCUCUCCAUCGGCAAACGUUGCCGCUCCGGCUUCGGCAGGUGUUCCAUUCGACCCUCAGUCUGCCCCGAUUUUCACGCCCGGGAUGCCAAUUGGCGACCCAACGCACUCAGCUGCCGAGCAAGAGCCGUUUUACCAGCAAACGAACCCAUUCCCGAUCAACUACCAUUUGUAUGCUGGCCAGCCCCCUCCCCACAUCCAGCACCACCUCAAGCCGCAUGAAAGAACCGUUGCCGAUCUUUUUAUUCCAAACGACCUGAGAGAAGAGAUACAGAAAAAGAAUGAGGAAUCGCUCAGAACCAUUUCUGCUACACAAUCUGGCCUUCCUAUUCACGUUAACCAAUACCACAGCCUCUGUCCCAUAGACCAGAAAUUUGAAACAAGCGCAAAAUCGUUUGGAUACAUGUCGUCGGUUUAUAAAGUCAUGUCGAAUCUAGAUGGAAAACUGUACACUAUGAGACGACUGGAAAACGUCCCUAUUUCCUCUGAAUCGUGUUUCCGUUCUGUGAACAAAUGGCGAUCUCUGAACUGCGCCAACGUGGUUAAGUUAUACGAAGUGAUGACUACGCGUGCAUUUGGCGACAACUCUUUGAUACUCAUAUACGAUUACUAUCCGAUGUCGCGAAAUUUGUUGGAGGCUCAUUUCUUCAAAAUAGGAGACAAGGAUCCAGAGCUGAUUACAGAACCAUUAUUAUGGAACUACUUGGUGCAACUCACAAACGCAGUGAGCGAGGUUCAUAAAGCAGGUUUGGCUGUGAGGGUGUUCGAUCCAACAAAAAUAAUAGUGACCAACAAGGGCCGCAUAAGGCUGUCUGCCUGCGGGGUGUACGAUAUAUUAGAGGCCUCAUCCAAAGAGGGCCCAACAGAAAGCUUCAAAGAACUUCAAGCGCGCGACAUACAGGGAAUGGGUAUUUUGAUUUACGAUUUGGCAAAAUCUCUUGUUUUCGCCAAAGUGCAGAACCUCAGUGCGGAAGAAGGGAUUCCUAAACUAACGGUUUCUGACAAAUUAAAGGAUGUUCUCAAGAAGCUCAUUGGAAACGAGGUCUCGCUUGACCAACUACAGCAGCUCAUUGCUCCAGAAAUACUCUCGGUUAUGAAUGGUGUGCAAGAUUCUGCGGAUUACAUGGAGGCAUGUCUAUCGCGUGAAGUUGAAAAUGCACGUCUCGUUCGUCUUUUCGCCAAAUUAGAUUUUAUAUGCGACCGUCCCGAGUUUGUGAAAGACGGGUCAUGGUCUGAGACUGGCGAGCGCUACCCAAUCAAGCUAUUCCGUGACUACGUAUUCCAUCAAGUGGACGAAAAUGGGAAGCCUGUAUUAGAUCUAACUCAUGCGAUCAAUUGUCUGAAUAAACUCGAUGCCGGGAGCAAAGAGACUAUUCUGCUGGUGUCACCGGAUGAAAUGAGUUGUCUCAUUGUGAGCUAUGAGACACUGAAGGAACUGGUGGAAAAAAGUUUUCGUCAGCUACGCUCCUAAAGCUAAUUUUAACCGCCAAAAUUUUCUUUUCUCUCAUGUCCACUCACUAUCAUCUGUCACAGCUUCAAUGCAAGCUGUUGGAGCUGAGAGUGCAUUUCCACCAUUGGUGGAAUAGCGGGGGAGGAAGAAGAGACCCUGAGAAACAUCCGAAUAUUCUUACCAGGCGGCUGAAAAACAUGCCUUUGAUAUCUCUUCGAAAUGCCGAGUUUGCCGCGUAUUUGAUCUCGUUAGGUAUUGACAAAGAUACUGGUCUACACCUUGGGGUUCCCAUCAGUGAAUUGGCCAAACGUCACGAACGAUUAAGACAAACAAUCAAGCUUCUGGGAUUAGGUCGGAGUGAGCCGCAUCAGAAACAUAGCGAAACCAACGAGAAGCCCGAAUCUUGGCGUCUGGAUAACAGUUAUUAUCUACGAGUCGUCGAGAAGCUUGACGCUCCGCCAAAGAACGAGAUAAAUGAGACAGCGGAUGCAGAAUCUGACGAAGAGCUAGUUGAUGAGCUUGCAACAGAAAAGCCUCACAACCUAGAGAGUACACCUGUUGACGAAGCACAACAAAUGCGGGACCAGGAAGAAGGCAUGGUAGCACAGCAGCAGCUUGAUCCGCAAGGAUUGGGCCAUCCUCGAAGAGACCGAUCAUUUGCUAGAUUUUUACCAUUCAGAGCCAAACGAAAGAAGUUCAUCAAGACUCCCCCACUUGAACAAGAAAAUGAGCCGCCACCGCCACCGCCAUCAACAAAACCUCCCAGAAAGGUCUCGAUCUCACUGCCGACGCAGUAUCUGCAGUAUGAUGAGCCCGAUUCAGGGUCGGUGUUUGGGGAGUCGCUUUUGCGCGAUAUCGAUAGACCCAGCAUUGGCAGGCGGGCAAUUUCGGACGUAACCAACGCUUCUACAACAGUUUUCCGGCCUUUCAAAGCCAUUUUGAAACGAGAGCUAGUAGAGAACCCAAAGCCUUCAUCCAGGUCGCUGCGCCCGACUUCAGAAAGGACCCCCAACUUUGCGCCAGGAAAAAAAAGUACCCUUCCUGGGUCACAUCUUUUUACCACCAUCAUCAACGAUAUAUCGCUUAACGCUGCACUUCAGGCCAACGGCCUGGCGCCGAGGCGUAGGAUUCCGCGCGAAGUGAAACCGGAUUUCACAAAUUUGAACGAUUACUCGUCGAUAAUGAACAACGAGAAUAAGGCUCAGAAAGUAAACAGACAAGAGCGGCCGAUGUCUCUGGAUUCCUGUUUGAAUCAAACCAUCAUAAUAGAAGCAAAGCCGGAACUGAUUGAGAAGUCGUCACCCCUAGCCUUGGUUCUGGAAAGUUCAGAGAAUUACCCAUAUUCGACUUUGGGGUACGGGAUGGACAUUAUUACCAACUACCAAUAUGCAGAUGAUACGCUUUCGAGACAGGACGAGAGCCAGCUUUGCCAAAAACUGAUGCUGGACAAGGUGGACAUGGUGAAACC
This is a messenger RNA of Ogataea polymorpha, 3325 nucleotides long. RefSeq lists its product as uncharacterized. The transcript has a single exon. NCBI's taxonomy places the organism in Eukaryota, Fungi, Ascomycota, Pichiomycetes, Pichiales, Pichiaceae. Gene Ontology annotation, biological process: mRNA processing; nuclear-transcribed mRNA poly(A) tail shortening; protein phosphorylation. Gene Ontology annotation, cellular component: PAN complex; P-body. Bases 1 to 1878 code for a protein of 625 amino acids. The record is from RefSeq and is a predicted model, not a curated record. Gene Ontology annotation, molecular function: metal ion binding; poly(A) binding; protein kinase activity.